UGACACUAGCAUUACAGUUUAAUUUAUCCGCUUUACAAUUCAAUAACAACUUGGUCGGUGUAGUGUGUUGACGCGAUUUUGUGGAAUACUUUAAUUUACGGCUGAAUAUAUAGUUUAUAUACAAAUAAAUCUAAGCAAGGAGACACAUCAGCAAUGAUUAUCCCAGUGCGAUGCUUUACUUGCGGCAAGGUCAUUGGCAACAAAUGGGAAGCCUACCUUGGGCUACUGCAAGCUGAAUAUACUGAAGGUGAUGCCCUGGAUGCCCUUGGCUUGAAGCGGUAUUGCUGCCGUCGCAUGCUUCUAGGUCACGUAGACUUGAUAGAAAAACUACUCAACUAUGCACCAUUGGAGAAAUAGAUUAUAAAACUAUGUUAAUUUCAAAAUACAUUUGUUGUUUUAAGUUUAAUUUGUGUUAAAAAUUAAGAUGGCUAACAUCCUAUCUAUUGAAUGGGAUCUGGAUAUUAAUGCUGUGAGGAAAUGUGGAAAUAAUUGGCCGUAUUUAUUUAGUUCCUAGCCAAUCUGUUAAACGUAUUUCGUUGACAUGCAUGUAACAAUAAAAUGCAUAUGCAUUACAAAUCUCAAUAAUGGAAUUAUCAUAACUUUAAGUACCAAAUACAUACAGCAUUAUAAAUACUACAAUGAAACCCUUUAGCAUAAGGAUGUGAAUUAUAAAGUGUAUUUAUUAUUUUUGAGAUAUUUUAGUGACUACAUUUUAAAUGCACUCAUUAAAACAUUUAAUGGUCUUUGUAAUCAAGGUAUAUUCUUUAAAGUUUAAGGAAAAAUCUACCUACAUCCUUACCUCGUAAAAUACUGUGUGUUCCUUUAACUGGUAAGUCUGGUAACAAACUUAUUUCAGUUUGUUUUUCCAAAAAAAAUACAUUACGGCCACUACUUUUCUGCAUGUACCUACUAAUUUCCAUUAUAGUUAGUUAUAAGGAUGAAAAUUAGUCUAAUAAUGUAAGAAUGACUUAAAGUAAGAUAUGUGAUACGGUUAAGAGAAACAAUACUAUAACAAUAAAGAUAAUUUGAUUUAACUA
This is a messenger RNA of Plutella xylostella (diamondback moth), 1037 nucleotides long. It is a transcript of the gene Rpb10, whose product is annotated as DNA-directed RNA polymerases I, II, and III subunit Rpb10. Gene Ontology annotation, molecular function: DNA binding; zinc ion binding. NCBI's taxonomy places the organism in Eukaryota, Metazoa, Arthropoda, Insecta, Lepidoptera, Plutellidae. The record is from RefSeq and is a predicted model, not a curated record. Gene Ontology annotation, biological process: tRNA transcription by RNA polymerase III; transcription by RNA polymerase II; transcription by RNA polymerase I. Gene Ontology annotation, cellular component: RNA polymerase II, core complex; RNA polymerase III complex; RNA polymerase I complex.